GAACCAAAUCACGACCGAAUUACAUACAAGCUAAUUCGUAAUGGACGGCGCCCCACUAGUGUCAGCAGACCAACUCAGAGCACCAUAUUCCGAAAGAUGGGAGCUGUUGAAAGAUGUCAUCGCGUGGCUGUACUUGGAGUACUUGGCAAAUGGGAAGAAGUUGAAGUUGAAAGAAAUUGUCAAGAUAAUGGAACAAAACUACAAGUUCUACGCUUCUGAAACCCAAUACAAACGCCAAUUUGGCAUCUGGAACCUGAAGAGGGCUCUUUCGACCACGAAAAAGGAGAAGAUUACGGCAGCAUUGGAAACCCGGGCACAACAAGGGAAGUUAUCUGUGGUGAGACACCAGGGCAAAGUCGAAGUUCAGAAGGUUCGGAGGUAUAUGAAAGAGCAAGCACGGCGGGAUAUAUCGAUACGGGCGAGCAUAAGCAGUGAGUCUGUCGACGUGGAGAAUUUAUCUGGACAUGCUCUGCAGUGUGGCAACAGAGUGUUCAUGAAUUGGAGUAUGCCAGCUGCUGUCUGGCGCUUCCUUGAAUCCAAAUCCAAGGCCACCGACCAUGCUUCGCCUUAUGCUUCUGCCAGAACCCCAAUGAGCGAUAUCCAGGUGGUCACUCCGUCCUCAAAUUCCGGACCAUCACCUCGAGACCGUCCAUCUCCCGGUGACGCCUUGUCACCAAACAACGAACGAUCUGCUCUGACCGUCGCAGCGAAAGAGACUCUGAAGAUCAGGCGAGCACAUCUCUUCGCCCAGAAACACCAUACGGAUCUGCUUCGGGGCAUGAAUCUACAAGAGCAAAGCAUCACCACCGAGUGGUUGAAUCAGUUCUGGCAAUAUUCCUUUACAACCGCCAGAACCUGGGGCCGCGGACCACGAGUUUGGAACGCAUCAAGCCUCAGAUUCAAUGAAUUUUCUAAAGCAAGAACUGAGAGCCACUCUGGUACUCCUGAUAUGACAGUUAAUUCUUCCGAACAACAUUCCCGUCAUGAAAGAAAGUCGCCUAAUAGUUUCAACAUCGAGGAACCAAGUCCUCUAUGUCGCUGGAGUAUACAUAUUCGCGAAAUCGACUGCGAUGAAGUCAUGUCCCCAAAACAAGCUGAAGACAUAGCCAACCCAGAUGAUGAAAACUCUUGGCGACCGUGGGCGGGAGCAGAGACUAUCCACGAUUUUGCACAGCGCCUACAGGAAAAUCUCGAGAGUAACGACUUCAGCACCGUCGAAAUUAGAGACCUCCCACUCUCGUCAGGCCAGAUAGCCAGAGCAGCAAAACGGUCUCCAGAACAAUUAAUGGAAGACGCAUUCGGCUUUAGUAUCAUGGCGCGCAAUAGGGAUCUUCUCUGCGAUAUGAUGGAUUACAUUGAUGGGGUUGCACACUUCUCGUUGCAUGACCUAUAUCCUUUACAUCUAGCCUCGAGCUACUUGGAUGGAUCGAAGACGUGCUGUGGUGUGUUCGAUGAUAUUGUGGAAAGGAUGCCUUCGGGUGAAGCUUCUGUUCGCAAGCUUUACACCAACCAUCUCAAUCAUACGGUUCUCGAUAACCUUAUGAUAGCUAUAUUGAAGGGACACACCUCAUGCACUCCAGUAAUGGUUGACGAAGCCUUCAAAAAGGAGCGUCGGUUUGCAGGGGAAGAGGUAGACAUCUGCGGAAGAUGGGACGCCGACUCUGAUUGCAUCCGUCACCUCCAUGCAAGUGGCAACCCCACAAUACCUCAGAACUGGAAGCACAUGUUCUGUCACACAUCAGCACAAGCCAUAACCCACUGUAUUGGAACUCUCUUCAGUCCACAUUGGGGACCUGACAUCAACACAUCCAGCGGUCUUUUCCUCAAGCGCUGUCUCAACGAAUCGUGUGGACUCAAACUCCAGCUUAAGCCUCUCCACACUCUAGUUAUCACCACAGUCUAUCUUGCACAGCUAGGAAGUGAUGGAGAGAAUCUUUUCGGAAUGAUCGCAUGUCUGCUCUGUCUUUUGGGGAAGGGCGCAAAUCCUCUACUGAAAGCAGAUGUCUCGUUGAACGCUCUCUUGAAUAACGAUGAUAGCCAACACUGUAGCCAUUUCGAGCUUGACCCUUUGGAACUUACGCAGAAGGUGCCCCGGACCCUCAUUUCAGAAUGGCCACAGGAACGCAUAACCGGUUGGAGGACAUUUUGUACUAUCCUUAAGCUCUCACAAAACGAAUGGAACCCUCCACCACGACCUGAACCGCCGACGAGGGCUCCAAGUACUUCAGACGAUGACUUUCGAAGUAUCUACGGUGUUUUUGUCGAAGAUGUAGAUGAGAACCUGUCAAUCGUCGAACCCCCACUCAUGGACAUAGAUGUAGAAGACGGAAACAACGAGGAAGAUGAAGACCGUGACGAAGACAUGGAUGAAGAUUACGACAAUGACUCAGACGAAGAAGAAGGUGUUCCUGCGUACUGCUGCUAUCAUGACGUAACCUCCUAUCAGCAAAAUUUCUUUGGCAAGAACAAGAGUUUGGCGACUCUAUGGGCAGCUGUUCAAACAGAGUUGUUGACCUAUAGAAGAAUUGCUGAGGGUGAUCCUUGGAUUUCAGCAAACUUCGAUAUGCAAUCUGUACUCGAGAGCUUGGAAAAGGGGAAAGAGCUGUCCAUUCGACUUGUGUCUGAGGGCAUGAUGAAGCCAUUUUGUAGUUGUGGCAUCAUCUGCGAUUCAGAGGAUCCUGCAUGCCUGCGUGUAGAAGAAGCAUCUGCUUAUUACUUCUCAAAUCUUGAGGAUUGGAAUCGGACAACCUACUUGCACGCGUUUGAAGAUCGCACGAUGAUCUGGGACUGUUAAACUAGGCCUAAGCGAUUUGUUUAAGAAAAGUAGGUAUUUAUUAUUAAAAUCGCGACUUUGCACUUUCAAAAUAUUAAAGUUCGUUUGGUAUGUUCAAUUAGGAUGUAAAAGCUCGUAAGCUCGUUCUCGUCAUAUUUGUGUGCUCUAAACAUGUUUUGAGUUUGUUGUGAUAGGAUAAUUUUCGCCCGUCUGCGUUGACGACAGCUGUAUCUACG
Messenger RNA from Hyaloscypha bicolor E, 3009 nucleotides. RefSeq lists its product as uncharacterized. Bases 41 to 2794 code for a protein of 917 amino acids. Lineage: Eukaryota; Fungi; Ascomycota; Leotiomycetes; Helotiales; Hyaloscyphaceae. The record is from RefSeq and is a predicted model, not a curated record. The transcript has 5 exons.